Stegastes partitus (bicolor damselfish) is the source of this 3248-nucleotide messenger RNA. It is a transcript of the gene ccsapb, whose product is annotated as centriole, cilia and spindle-associated protein b. Gene Ontology annotation, molecular function: microtubule binding. Gene Ontology annotation, biological process: regulation of mitotic spindle assembly. The transcript is spliced from 4 exons. Bases 52 to 936 code for a protein of 294 amino acids. Lineage: Eukaryota; Metazoa; Chordata; Actinopteri; Pomacentridae. The record is from RefSeq and is a predicted model, not a curated record. Gene Ontology annotation, cellular component: cytoskeleton; ciliary transition zone; centriole.
GAGUUUUCUUCUCUGUUGUUGUUUUUCAGGUCAGUUUCCUGAAGGGACAACAUGGUGACGAAGAGGAUCCGCUCGGAGUACAUGAAGAAAUUCAAAGACCCCAAAUGGGAGACCUACACCAAAUGCUACGAGGAGAUGCUGAAGUACCGGCUGACCCGCAGGCUGCUGGAGCACACACACAACCCCUGGUUCUGGACUGGCUCCGACACCGAUUCGGACUCCGGAGGACGAAGCCCCGCUACUCCACCUCCUCCUCCGCCUCCCAGUAAGAACCAGGUAGGGGCCGAGGGCAGCAGAGACCGGGCCGAGGAGCUGGAGGAGUGUGAGGGGGCGAGGAGGGACCAGCAGACCGCAGCCACAGGCCCUGUACCCAGGCUUCCUAUUCAAGAUGAGGAGGAGAAGAAUGAGUCUGCAGGCCACGGCUCUCAGUGUGACGGUGCCAAGGAGACAAGAGUGCUGCAGGAGGAGGGAGAGGAGCAGGAAGCCAGCAGCCGAGGCAGUAAACCAUUAUCGACUCCUCGCAGAGGCAAAGUGAAAGACACUGGAGGACCCCAACAGCAGCAGAGUAAACCCUCCAAAUCCACAAGACAAACUUGGCGCUCUCAGCGAGUCAGGCCUGCACCAUCACGGCAGCCCAGGGACGACAGCAAGGACAGCCGACAUCCUUUCGCUCUGUACGGUGCAGGGGAGAAGGAUGCAGACAUGGCAAGCAGGAAGACGCACAAUGUUGGACCUGUGGCGUCAACUAAUGAGAUCCAUGAAUCAGCUCUACGUGCAAAGACCAGGCGGGAGGUGGAGCGUCAGAUGCAGACCCAACGAAGUGAGCGCCGGAGAGCUAAGUCUGCUGACCUGGACAAGGCCAGGAAGCUGGUCCAAACCGAGUACAACCCCUGGCUCACUGAGUACAUGCGCUGCUUCUCUGCUCGCUCCCGAUAGGACACAUACAGUACAAACAAUGACAUCAGGAUGAUUCUAGAUAAAUAUACAAACAUAAAGCCAUCAUUGCCUCUCACCACUGAAGCUUAAACACGUAGAGAAGUAGAGCAGUGUGGUGUGGAUUCAUACAAAGGCUCCUAAAUGUUUAUCAAUCUCCCAUUCAGGAUUCAAACUGACAAAAUCUUGAACAUUGAACUUCACUGUGUGGCUUAUUCCCUUAGAUGUGUACAGUCACGUUUUUAUAUACAUCAGUUUUAAUAAAUACAGCACAAUGAGAAACUUUUUACAGGAUAGAAGAUACUCUUGAAAGAAAUUAUAGUACAUGUAUAGUUAACAAAUACAUCUAUCUUGUUCAGAUAUAUAGAUGAGCUUGAGGAGUCCAAAAUGAAUUUUACAGCCAUACUUUGAUGCAGUCCCUUUAAAUAUGACGUGUCCAUAUUUUUAUACAGAGAUAUCAAACCACAGUGGACUCACACGGCGGUACUGGAGGCACAGUGUCUGAAUAGAUGAAUCCUUGUCUUUGAAACACUUCUGACGUGAAAUGAACGGUUAUGUAAACAACACAUCACUUCCUGUACACACACACAAUCACAUUAUUUGCAUUCCAAAUUAUUGUAUAAAAUGGCUUUAGCAGAUAAGGUUUUCUCACAUUUAUGCGGCUUUUGAUGUUGGUAGGUAUAUGCUUUCUUAGUGCUGAGUUCAAAGUAUUUAUCGACACAUAAAUGUGUCUAAUAAUGUUACAACUUUAGAUUUUUAGGUCACUUGCUGUGAACUGGUUCUUGUUUGUGUAACGUUUGAUUGAUCCACAUGGAUUUGGUUUAGAUAGAUAGUGAAUCACUGUGCUGACACUCAGAAUUACACUCGUGUGUGUUGUGGCAAUUGCGUUUUCUAAUGAGCUCACGAACACUUUCACAUGUUAUUGAUGCUUUGUAAUCAACAUCAUGGUUUUGUAUUCAAUCAUCAGGUGCUAAUAAGGUCUUUUAAAGCCACUGGAUGACUGGUGUGUGUGAUGGUGUGUUUCUGUGGAUACUGUAGUCUUUCUUUUAUACAUCCAGUGGUUGUGGGACAUCAUCAGAAAAAGUGUCAUAUUGAAAAUGGCAUCCAUGUCAUUUGGAUCACUUCCAAAGCAAAGCAAUCAGGUGUUUGUUGUUGAGGCCAAACUUCACACUGAAUAUGCUUUAGAGCCAAAAAGAUGACAUGAAACGAUGCUGAAAUAACCUGUAGUCAGAUUAGUAUGUUUCACUAAUUUACUGCUUAGUUGUGACCAAAUCAAACUGCACUUUCAGAAUUUGUCACCUUUUUGAAAUGAUAUCUGUACUAAAUAUCAGGCUAAGUAACUUCAAGUUCUCAUGUAACUCCUUUGUGAAUGGACUGAACAGAUCAGACAUUAUUUGUACUCUAAUAAGAAAAUAAUUUGACCUGUUUCAUAGGAGAUCUGAUCUCCUCGCGGCUGUUAUAAUCAAUGCUAUGACCACACCAUCAGCUCUGUGCCAUAAAGACAAGCAUUUUCUCCUUUGCAGUCACUGUUGGAUUGUUAUUGUUGUUGAUGUUUUUGGUGUGGAUAUUUAGGAGGUAGGUGGGAGGCCUGUGCUUUACAUUCAAACUUUAACGUUUGUUUUUUUUUUCUUCUUUGAAUUUGAGUUCAGUAUUACAUUCCUUGAUUUGCUUUUUGUAAAGUUUCUCAACGUUUUAAGUUAUACUGCAAUAUAUUAUUGUGCAAUAUUAGGAUAAUGUAAAUAACUGCAUUUGAGCCAGUGUGUUUUUAUGAUGUGGUGACCUUUGACAAUCUCAGAGAACAGGAAUGAAACAGGGUAGUUAGGACUGAACCUAAUUCUUUGUUACUUGUUACUUUAUAGUGGAGUUCUUGUUUAUACUGUAGAGACAUUUUACCUACACUUUCCAUAUGCUUUUGUAGAUGCACCUCGUAAUGUACAGCACAAUAUUCAUUCAGUCCAGGAAAGUUUGAUUCUAGAAUUUUUAAGAAGAAGGAAGAAGUGGAGAUUUUGACCAAUAAAGCACCAGCAGCACUGAACUUUGACAGUGCAGUCUGGUUUACUGAACAGGAAACAAAGCACCAGAUUUCAUGAAUGGGUUGCUGAAGGUCCUGUCAUUACAAACAACUACUAAAUUAAUCUAAGUUACUAACAACAUAAAGGAUGUAAACAACUAGAAUACUGUGUAACUGCCUAAUUUGUGAAGUUUUUCUGUUUACAUAUGAGGCUUUUAUUAUACUGUCUGUACAGAAUUAAUGCAUUAGAAGAUUUGUUUGGCUUAAAUGGUAACGCUUGUAAUAAAGUGUUUGACAAAUCACA